GCAUAAACACUCCUUGAUGUUCCAGAAUAAACUAAACUAGAAUCCGUGGUUAAAUAUCCAAAGCGACCGCCCAAACUACAGUAGCAGUAGCCAAACAGAUCAAAUACUAGCCAUUGACCUUCAACAAUUAAAGCUGCUGUAAUGUUCGGCCUAAUAAUCUCAGGACGUCUGCCUCAAACGGAUUUUGCAGCUGUAGACGAAAAUAAACUACUCAUCAAUGUCCCCGACAUUGAGGCAGUCAAUUACAUUGUCGUCUUUCUUACAGGAAUUACGCCGCUUCCAGUGGGCACAGCAGCAGCCAUUUACUUCAGCUGGCCUGAUGCAAAUGCGGCGCCCACCUGGCAAUAUCUGGGUCACAUAAAUAAUCAUAAACCGUCGGCUAUAUUCAAGAUAGCGCAACUAAAGAAAAGUCAUGAGUUGGAGGCGCAUUCACAUGGCAUGGUUUUUGGCGCACAAGAAAUAUCCCACAUAGCACAGAUUGGUAUAUCCAUAGAGCCUGAGUUGACGGUGGUGCAGCAGACGCCAGCGGUUUCCACCGCCAAUGACAACAAGCAAUUUAGCCAGCGCAUGUUAGAGAACUUUUUCAAUUAUGCGUCCAGUUUUGGCGUCAGUGUGACUGAUAUUCCACCAACGAGCAGCGAUCUCUUUGUGCCUUUCUCAGCAGUACAAAAUUGGUACACUAAUUUCCAGAGACGCAUGGAACAGAACCCCAAUUUUUGGAAAUAUUGAUCACACGCUCCUACACUCGUGCAAAGAUCAUGUACUUUUAUUUUGCAUAAAGUUUUGUAUUAAUUAAACCAUAUAUUCUUGAGACUUGCCUAAA
This is a messenger RNA of Scaptodrosophila lebanonensis, 823 nucleotides long. Its product is annotated as protein OPI10 homolog. Gene Ontology annotation, biological process: protein import into nucleus. Gene Ontology annotation, cellular component: nucleus; cytosol. Lineage: Eukaryota; Metazoa; Arthropoda; Insecta; Diptera; Drosophilidae. Bases 142 to 729 code for a protein of 195 amino acids. Gene Ontology annotation, molecular function: Hsp70 protein binding; nuclear import signal receptor activity. The transcript has 3 exons. The record is from RefSeq and is a predicted model, not a curated record.